CUAUAUAUAUAUAUAUAUCCAUGACUUUUGCCCAAACCAGUCGCGUCUUUCACAUUCUCCAUCCUCCCGCUGCUGUCUGAGUAUCACCCAACAUGAGAGCCGUGGUUUUGCUGUGCCUGCUGCAUGCAGCCGCCGGUAUGAGCGCGUUCAACUGGGACGGACCCGGGCGAGUGGCUCCGGAUCCCAUCACCAAUCCAGCCAGCGCCUGCAGCGUGGACCAGCUUUCCUGCGACUGCUGCAAGAUGGUGCGCGAGACGAACCGACUGCAGACCUACUUCGACGCAACUCUGACUAACCUGGAGGGGGAGCUGGAGAAAGCCAACCAGAGCUUUGUCGCUCUUCAAACCAAACGCGUCGCCUUCUCCGUCUCUCUGUACACCGGAGACAAUUUUAAGUGUUACGGGCCGUUUGCCGUCAGCACCGCCGUCGCGUACCAGCACGUCUUCCUGAACCUUGGGACGGCCUACAACAUGGCCAACGGGGUCUUCACGGUGCCCUACCCGGGGGUCUACAGCCUGGCCGUGACUUCCUUCAGCGACGCCGGUUCUCCCGGUAACAUCCUGGCCGUCUGCACCAGCCUGCAGGUCAACGGCCAAGUCGUGGCCGGAUCCAGAGAACUCAACAGGAACGACCAAGAGGACAGCGCCACCAUAGCCGUCGCCCUGAGGCUGAAAGCGGGGGACAAAGUGUCCGUCAUGCUGUCCGGGGGAUGCUACCUCUGCGACGACUCUAGCCACUAUAACACUUUCAGUGCCUUUCUGCUCUAUGCCGAUGCGUAAAUUAGUGAAUUCAGUUCCCUUCUUUGUAAUGACUCAUAAACCCUUACAUCAUUAUAGUCUGAUCUCUAUGAGGGAGAACCUAGAAGCAUUCACCCUGGGCGGUCUGAAAGUUUUCCCAUCACGAAGUGUGACUAUCUUUGCUCUGUACCAGCUUAUGUUUUUUUUUUUUCCUCAUCAAAUUAUGACGUUUCUUGUUUGAUUCGAGGCCCUAACCUCUAACACUUUCAAACGUGUUAAUGACAACGAAACUAAAAAAGUUUCCUAUAUUUGCAAUUUUCUUUUUCCUCUGAGUUGUUGUGUAUUUCUUUACACGCAAGGAAGUGUAAUAAAAUUGAAUUACAGGAAUGUGAACAUUGA
This is a messenger RNA of Fundulus heteroclitus (mummichog), 1136 nucleotides long. Its product is annotated as complement C1q-like protein 2. The coding region runs from base 93 to 779 and encodes 228 amino acids. The record is from RefSeq and is a predicted model, not a curated record. Gene Ontology annotation, molecular function: protein binding. NCBI's taxonomy places the organism in Eukaryota, Metazoa, Chordata, Actinopteri, Cyprinodontiformes, Fundulidae. The transcript has 4 exons.